Molecule: messenger RNA, 845 nt
Organism: Malaya genurostris
Lineage: Eukaryota; Metazoa; Arthropoda; Insecta; Diptera; Culicidae
Exons: 2
Coding region: 177-773 (198 amino acids)
Source: RefSeq, a predicted model, not a curated record
AAUGAUGAGCAGGUUAUGUUUCAAAAGAUAUCAUUUUAAAUUAUCUUUCAUCGUAUAAAAACUGCCACCGGAGACUGAUCAGAGAUACAGUUUGAUUGAUCUUCCAGCGGUUCGGACAGCAGUGCGGCAGUGACUAGUGGCCAUUGUAGACAAAUCAAAAAAAAAGUUCUACUAGAAUGAGGGUAUUUAUUUCGAUUGUGGCAAUUGCUGCUGUAGCAGCUGGCAAUGCCGUUAUCCAGGAGCCAUCAUCGCAUCUGCAACCUCCCAGUGAUUCGCAACAGGACUUCAAUGCUCCAUGGAGUGACCAGAGCUCUUGGGUACCGAUCGCCGAACCUCAGCAGCCCAUCCAUGAUUCUCAGGCCGGCAGCUACGAACAGUAUCAAGAUCACAACAACAACCACAUCGAUCAGGCUUCGCCGUCCGUCACCGUACAAGUGAACCACCCGAAUUGUGCUACCUCAUUUGCCACCGUCAACAAUUAUGCUCAGUGGCCAAUCGGUGACGGCCACGCUCCGGCCGUUACGACGGCUGACCACACCGAACAGGUAGCUCCCGUGGUCGACUACAGCAACACUGUAGUGCAAUCGAAUCCAUGGAACAACUACUACCACGCACAGGCACAGAACUCGUACGGAUCCGGUCACGUCCAGUCGGCGGUGCCGGCGGUUGCCAAGUACAUUGCCAUUACUCCCGGAUCCAUCCACAUCGCUCCACUGCCGGGACAUACGGUUUCGCAGAAAAUUGUAAAUCUGGCAGCGGCCGGUGGUUGGUAGGGGAUUCGUUUUACCCCUCCGAAUCGGAUGAAACGGGUGCAAACUGAUAAUGUUGACUAGUUGUAAUAAAAA